AUGGCAUCGAGAUGCACCAUUGCCGAGGAGCAAACACCUCCGCCAUGGCGACAGUCAAACUUCAGUUUCUUUGCCAAACAAACCAGUAACGGAAACAAGUCCAAGCAAUUUCCCGCCGCGACGGGUUACAGAAUGUUUUGGAUGGGUAAUGAGUACUACUACCUUAGCCAAGAUAUAGUGAUGAACACAAAGAAGGAGAGGAUCAGGGAUGAGAUAAUUGCGGAAGAGGUUUCCCGGAGAAGAAGAAGAAGAAUAUUGGAGGCUGGAGUCAGGGCUGAGCUUCAAAUGGAGACGGAAUAUUCGACGAGAGUUCGAGAAGGCGGUGAUACAAGCCCAGCGAAAGUAGGGAUACUGCUGGAACCAACUAAGGGAAAUCCCUUGCUGGGAGAAGCUAAUAAAGGGCUAUCACUACUGGAGGAAAAGAUUGCAUUAUUGUUUGCGGAAGAAAGUUUAAGGCUAUUGCGGCCAAAAUAUGGUGUGGAUCAGGAUCAGCAGCGAUUCGAUGUGGCCAGCAUCAAUAGAAGGAGAAGAUUGUGUUUGUGGCUAAACCAGUGGCCGGCCAUUGCGAAUUAUUCAGGUGGUGGAACAAAGAGAAAAGCUAAAUCAUCGUGUCCUGCAGUGGAGGAGGAGGAAGCAAGUAGUAGGGGAAAAAAACGAAGGAAUAUUGGAGUUUGGAGUUGCGACAUUUGUGAAGUAAGUACCACGAGUGAGCUCGGUUUAACUGAACAUUUCCAAGGAAAGAAACACAAGUCCAAGGAAGCUUUAGUCACAAAGUUAAAGCACGAGAAUUCAGAUAUUAUUGAUAAGCUCGGGGGAGACGCACUGGAGAUUGACCAAAGUGUUGAAAAGAAGAUAGGAGCCGAGCAUGAAAAUGUGAUGGAAGACCAUCGCAAAGCCCCCGAGACUCACCUGGUGACAGAGUUAGACUUGGAACGAUUUACCGGGUCAAAACCUCCAUUGGAGAAGAAGAGAGACGCCCUCGAGGACACUGCUGCCUGCCCUGGAUCAUCAACUUACACUACUGCUGCUGCUGUAUAUCAAUUUGGGGAUGCUAGGAUUGAGUGCUCCAUACUUAAGGAGAAUGCCACAGCAAUAACAGAGGAGAAUACUCUGAAACUUAUGAGCACCUCGAUGAACAGCUUCUUGAUGCGCCAGAAGAACGUGGAAGAGAAACUGGCCAGGGUAGAACUCGAGAAGAAGCUUAUAGAGCAAGAGAAGAUGAUCCAGGAAGAUGCAUGGAAGGAGCAGCUGGAGUUUGCUGCAAAAGAGAAGGAACUGGCCUCCCUUCAAGCAAAAUAUAUCAAGCUAGAGGCAAAGAUGAGAGAAUAUAGGGAAUCCCAUGUUUCCAAGACAGAUUUGCAACAGUGGUUGGUCGCGUUCUCGUCAAGGAUGUUGCCUACUAGUGGGAUGGCCAAUGUUAUGUUUGGUAUCAAUGAAGUAGCUAAGCGAUUGGGUGGCCAUGGUGUAGCAGUCGCCGCUCUCGAAAGGAUGGAAAAAGGCAGGACUAUCAAUGCAGGCUAG
This is a messenger RNA of Oldenlandia corymbosa var. corymbosa, 1521 nucleotides long. The record is from the annotation of a GenBank genome assembly. NCBI's taxonomy places the organism in Eukaryota, Viridiplantae, Streptophyta, Magnoliopsida, Gentianales, Rubiaceae.